AACUCGAUCAGGGGAUGCGCCCUCCCCCAAAAACGGGUGAGUUCGCUUCAUCGUUUCAUGCUUGCGCCUCCGCGAUCGCUGCUCUCAGUCACGAACGCAACGUCAACGGUGGAGGUUGUUGCUGUCACUGCGUCCGUCCGUCCAUCCACCAGUGCUUACCGGUGGAGCCCGUCCAUACAGAUCGUGUUUGUAGGUUUGUCCUCGUUUAAUCCACCUCGGUGCUAAGCUACCACUCACCCACCGGGGGGAACUCGCGCGAUUAAUCGUUUCGUUUGUGCGUGUGCGUUGGGUUCGUCGCUUGUGAUCGUUAAGUCUAUCGUUUGCUUUGGCAGCACCAGCAGCAGUAACAGCAUCAUGAUCGGCAGUGACUACGUGCUCGAAGCACACAACAUCUACCAUACGACGGAGGUCGACACCGGUGGUUGCUUUAAUGGCGGUGGCCAAUCGGCCCUGGUGCUGAAGGGGGUGCAUCUGACGGUGCAUAGUGGCGAAGUGAUGGCCAUCCUGGGUUCGAAGGGUAGCGGUAAGCGUGCCCUGCUGGACGUCAUAGCCCGGCGCUCGGAGGGAUCAUCGCGCGGUCAGGUUCUACUCAAUGGGGCGCCGCUAACGAAAUCCUUGUUCCAGCAACGGUGCGGCUACGUAACGCACGCUUGUGACUUCAUUCCCGGUCUGACCGUCUCCCAGACGCUACACUACACACCGACAAUUCUGGGUGGAUAUCUGAAAAGCUCCAAGGUACGCCAGGUGCUGGCCGAUCUCGCCCUGUCCCAGGUGUCCCACAAGAAGGUGGAAAAUCUGAAUAUAAGCGAGAAGCGACGCUUGGCAAUCGGUAUUCAGUUGGUGCGCGAUCCGGUGAUGCUGCUGCUCGAUGAACCAACCCAGGGACUCGAUCCGCUCAGUGCCUAUCUGCUGAUAAGCAUUCUAUCGAACUCGGCCAAAAAGACGGGAUGUGGUAUUCUGCUUUCGCUUGAGAAACCACGAUCGGAUGUGUUCCCUUUCCUUGAUAGGGCUCUGUUUUUGUGUUUGGGAGGAGCCGUCUACUCUGGUGGCACCCGGGCGAUGCUCGAGUACUUCCAUGGGAUUGGAUUUCCAUGUCCGCAGCUCGAGAAUCCACUGAUGUACUAUCUCUGUUUGUCGACCGUUGAUCGCAGAUCUAGGGACAGGUUCCUGGAGUCGAGCCAACAGAUUGAGGCGCUGGUGGAACGGUUCGCUCGCGAAACACCGAUCCCCGAGGCACCGAUCAAUCCAAUCGGCAGUGGAAAGAUCCCGCUGGCAUACGGUAAACCGGGAGAGCUGAAGGUUUGGGGAAUCCUUUAUCUACGAUUGCUUGCUGCUACCUUCUCCUGUGGUUAUGCAGGAAUGAAGGCACUCUUUCUGCGUCUGCUUGCACUUCCGGCAACGAUGGGAUUGCUGUGGCUGUUCUACGGUCAAAUCGGUGACGAUUCCCAUGGGUUCUUCAGUAAAAGUGGUCUGAUCAUGAAUGUACUUGCACUAAGCUACGGUGUAGGCAUCUGGGCAACGAUCUCACUGUUUCCACCGUGGAGAAAACGAUUCUGCCAGGAGUAUGCAGAAGGACUGUACACCGGUGCGACGAUGCUGAUAGCGUACAACGUGGUCUCGAUACCGUUUUCGUUCAUUUCAUCGGCCGCUGCGGCAUGUGCACUGUAUCCGCUAGUGCUGGAUCCCUCGACCCCGGAUGGUAUGACGUUCAUGUAUCUGCUGGUCGCUAUAUGGACCAGUUUCAUGCUUGCCGAACAGCUGUGUAUCAUGUUCCUGUUGGUGAUGAAGUCGCAGCUCAAUGCGGCCAUUGCCGUUUCGUACAUUCUCAUCGUCUGUCUGUCGUUGGCCAGCGGUACAAUCAGGUCUUCCAAGGGAUUGCCAGGAUGGCUGCAGGAUAACGCCAAGGGUGUCCAUACAAAGUACGCUAGUUCUCUGCUCCAUACGGCCUCGUUUUUGGGACGUAAAAUGAAUUGCACACCAGCAACCGGUAUCACAUGUCCUACGCCGGCCGAUUUCCUGCUGGAUCGUAUUGGCCACCCGAAUGCCCAGGAGACGACCGAUAUUGCCGCUAGUGUUGCGUUUGCGCUGGGACUCUGCGCCUUUAAUAUGAUUCUGUAUCUGCUGCCGAUGCCGCGUUUCGUACGCCGGAAGUUUCGCGAAUAGAGAAACUGGCGCUUAGGAGUUUGGAGCGAAUUUUAAUAUUAAUUUAUAAAAGUAUUACUUAACUUUCCCGGUGGGACGAAUGACCGAAAUAAAAUCCUUUUAAACUUCGUAUU
Molecule: messenger RNA, 2276 nt
Organism: Anopheles darlingi
Lineage: Eukaryota; Metazoa; Arthropoda; Insecta; Diptera; Culicidae
Product: ATP-binding cassette sub-family G member 5
Exons: 8
Coding region: 355-2163 (602 amino acids)
Cellular component (GO): plasma membrane
Molecular function (GO): ATP hydrolysis activity; ATP binding; ABC-type transporter activity
Source: RefSeq, a predicted model, not a curated record